AACAUGCGUUUUGGUGUUUACUUUUUCUAGUAAUAUUUCACUCUUGCACUAUAAAAUUUCAAUUAGAUAAUUGUAUUAAGUUGUCGAAUUGUGUGGAAAAUUGAAAUAUUCAUGCUGCAGAACUGCACUCAGUAUUGAUGAAGCCUACAAGAAUUAAAUGCCAACGUAUGGGGCAGCUUCAGGACAAAAUGGCCAAAUUAUAAGCCCAAAAAGUAUUAUCCAAUAACGAAACGACCAGAAAACUUUUGCUGCUCAAAUUUAUGUCCAAAAGGAGAGAAGCAUGUGGCUUGUAGCAAAAAAUUUUGGGGUCCCUCAUGUCCACCGCAUCGUCAAGGGUACAACAUGGCUGAGUUGAAGGAGCUGAUUGUCUGUUUCCAUAACAGGAUACGCUGGCAUAUGACGCACAAAUCUGUGGGUGAAUUACUUCCUUCCCAGAGACUGGGUCCAAUAACGUGGGAUGAACAGCUGUCGUCUCUGGCGAUUCGUAUUGUCAAUAAUUGCGACUACCAGACUGCGCACAAAUGUGCCAACACAAAAAACUAUCCACAUGUUGGCCAGAGUCUUGGCGAACUCACAAAUGUGACAUUACCUCUUCCACAGGCAGUAAUGUACAUUAUGAAGGAUUGGCACUUCGAGUAUAGAUAUUUGCAAUCAGGAGAUAUAGAAAACUUGUCUAGUGACGCCAUUGACAAAAGCAUCAAUUUUUUGAAUAUUGUUCAUGAUAAGGUGAAUCGCGUGGGUUGUGGCAUAAUUUAUUUCGAGAGAGACAACAUUCCGCACACAUUACUCGCUUGCCUCUACAAUACCGAUAUUAAGGUGGGUCAGAAACUAUAUAGCAUUGAAUUAGCUCAGCAAAAAACUAUAAAGGCAUUUGUUGACGAACAAUGUAACCUAACCAGUUACUACGACUCGGGAAUACUUCAGUAAGGAAACUAAAAUCACGAUCCAUUCAAUUUAUGAUGAUAAUAUGAGUGAAAAAGUAAAGGUUACGGAGAAGGAAAGAACUGUUUGAAAUUGAAUUCUUUAUUAAAAACAGUGUUUCAACUGUUGCUUGAAUAUCUUUUAAAUCUGUUUUGGGUAAAAUAAAUGCUGAUUAUACUUCAAAAAGUCUUUUAGCUUGUAAUAAAUACAAUAUUUUGUUAUCUUCA
Molecule: messenger RNA, 1148 nt
Organism: Scaptodrosophila lebanonensis
Lineage: Eukaryota; Metazoa; Arthropoda; Insecta; Diptera; Drosophilidae
Product: venom allergen 5-like
Exons: 3
Coding region: 343-927 (194 amino acids)
Source: RefSeq, a predicted model, not a curated record